AUGACAAGAAAUUGUGCACAGCAACCUUUCCGCACAUUUCAUACUGCAGCCAUUGGUUUGCUUGUCCUUCGCAGCAAAAGCCUUACCAUGACCAGCAUGACCGGCAUGACUGACGGCCAGCAAAAGUGCCAAAGACGAUGCCUGGGCCUGAUGGUCCUGGUGCUGCUGUGUCAAGCCUUCGGCUCUUCCUUGGGCUUCCUGGGUGGACAGUUAGGUCAAGUCAGCCGGAGGUGUUUGGGUCGCCCUGAACACACGACUUUGGUACCUUCCAAUAUGGAUCACAUGGGAUCACGGGAGGCCAGCUCGGGCGGUUUUUUCUCGGAUCCUUUGGACGGCACACCCUAUGAGACCAAUGAAACCACUGGUGCACUGAUUCUGGCGGUGGCUGGUGCUGUGGUUGUGGUCUUCUUCUUGGGGCCCUUCUUGCAGUCAUAUUUUCAAACCAUCAGCACACCGUGA
Cladocopium goreaui is the source of this 459-nucleotide messenger RNA. The record is from the annotation of a GenBank genome assembly. Lineage: Eukaryota; Dinophyceae; Suessiales; Symbiodiniaceae.